This is a messenger RNA of Acanthosepion pharaonis, 606 nucleotides long. Lineage: Eukaryota; Metazoa; Mollusca; Cephalopoda; Sepiida; Sepiidae. The record is from the annotation of a GenBank genome assembly.
AUGACGACGGAACUUGAUGAAAGUUUGGACAAAAGCAACAUCAAAUGUGUCCUAGUUGGAGAUAGCGCUGUUGGAAAAUCAGGCUUAGCUGCCAGGAUCACCAACAAUACAUUUCCUACAGAAUAUUCACCAACUUUGUUUGAUAAUUAUGCUGUAACUGUCAUUAUUCAAAAUGAGCCUUAUGUAUUGAGUAUAUUUGACACACCUGGUCAGGAAAAAUACAAUCGUUUACGGACACUUUCUUACCUGAAGUGCGAUGUUUUUGCCAUAUGUUUCUCAGUUGUUAAAAGGGAUUCUUACUUGCACGUAUCUGAGAUUUGGCUUCCUGAAAUUCGGCGUUACCUUCCUGAGACUCCAUUCUUGUUAGUUGGUACACAGACAGAUUUGCGUCCAGCUCCUAGUCCCUUAACCAAACAUAUUGUUACAUCUGCAGAAGGAAGCAAAAUGGCAGACAGAUUGGGUGCUCAUUGUUAUGUGGAAUGUUCAGCCCUAAUGGAUUUGGGCAUACAGACAGUAAUUCACAGACUUAUACGGGCAGCACAAGAUAUAGAACAACAUAACAAUAAAUCAGACACAUGUAUUAAAUGUGGUUGUCAGAUUGUUUAG